This is a messenger RNA of Hippocampus zosterae (dwarf seahorse), 2314 nucleotides long. It is a transcript of the gene chata, whose product is annotated as choline O-acetyltransferase a. NCBI's taxonomy places the organism in Eukaryota, Metazoa, Chordata, Actinopteri, Syngnathiformes, Syngnathidae. The transcript has 15 exons. Gene Ontology annotation, cellular component: cytoplasm; neuron projection. Bases 357 to 2309 code for a protein of 650 amino acids. The record is from RefSeq and is a predicted model, not a curated record. Gene Ontology annotation, molecular function: choline O-acetyltransferase activity. Gene Ontology annotation, biological process: neuromuscular synaptic transmission; acetylcholine biosynthetic process.
CACACACACACACACACACACACACACACACACACACACACACACACACACACACACACACACACACACACACACACACACACACACACACACACACACACACACACACACACACACACAUCUGCCUCCCCCACCCCCCUUGCCAGCAUCUCUGCGGAGCCACAGUGAGGGACUUAAUAGUUGAGCUUCUUCUUGGCCAUGUCUUUGGAUGAAGGAUGCUCCAAAAAAAAUAAAAAAUUAUAUCUACUGUAUAUAUAUGAAGAGAAACAAAUUUCAACCUCUCACUGGAGCCUGAGUAAGAGGAAGCGGCUUUUUCUGUCCUCACAGGAAAUCGACUGCUCCGGUGCACCAGCAACAUGUCGCUUCUCAAACAAGAGCCCUCCAAAGAUUCCAGAACCACUGAUAGUUUACCCAAACUGCCGCUGCCGGCGUUAAAAGACACUUUGGACACGUACCUGAGAUGUGUGAAACAUCUGCUCACUGAGGAGUGCUUCCAAAAAACUCAGGAGACUGUGAAGCACUUUGGUGCCCCUGGAGGCCUGGGGGAGCUACUGCAAUGCAAGCUGGUGGAGAGGAGAGAGAAAAAGGCCAACUGGGUGUACGACUACUGGCUGAAUGACAUGUACCUCAACAACAGACUGGCAUUGCCGGUCAACUCCAGCCCCGCCAUGGUAUUUCCACACCAGAACUUCAGAGCGCCGGUCGAUUCUCUGAGGUUUGCUGCCAACUUGAUCUGUGGAAUUCUAGAGUACAAAAGUUUGCUCGAUGCACAUACGUUACCUGUGGACUACGCCCGAGGUCAACUUGCGGGAACUGCCCUUUGUAUGGAGCAGUACUAUCGGAUCUUCAGCGCCUACCGUCUGCCGGGCCAUGAGAGAGACACGCUCGUGGUGGACAACAGUAGUGCGAUGCCGGAACAUAUCAUUGUGGCUUGCAAGAACCAGUUUUUUGUCCUGGACGUGGCGAUCAAUUCCCGCCGUCUAAACGACCGAGACCUCCUGACUCAACUGGAAAAGAUCGUGAAAAUGGCUCACGAUGAAGAUGAACGGCAGCCGCCGAUUGGUCUUCUCACCUCCGACGGCCGAACGGCAUGGGCGGAGGCCCGCGGCGAACUCCUCAGAGAGUCGACCAACAGAGAAUCUUUGGACCUGUUGGAGCGGUGCCUUUGUUUGGUCUGUCUGGAUGACGGCGGCAAAACCGAGUGGACCGAUUCCGCCCGGGCCUUGUUGAUGCUGCACGGGGGAGGAGCAGCCGCGAACGGGGGUAACCGGUGGUACGAUAAGAGCAUGCAGUUUGUCGUAGGGGCCGACGGCUGCUGCGGAGUUGUGUGCGAGCAUUCGGCGUUUGAAGGCAUCGUUCUGGUGCAGUGCACGGAGUACCUUCUCAAGAACAUCUCCCAAACUAAGCCGGUCCCAGCUGAAAGUGGGAGCGAGCUGCCGGCUCCGCGACGACUCCGCUGGAAAUGUACCCCGGUGGUGCACAAACUCGUCUCCUCAUCUGCGGAUAGACUCCACAGGCUCGUCAAGAAUCUCGAGGUGAACGUCCACAAGUUCCGCCAUUACGGGAAAGAAACGAUCAAGGGGCUGAAAAUGAGUCCAGACGCUUUCAUCCAGGUGGCUCUUCAGUUGGCCUACUACAGAUGUCACGGCAGAGCCGUUUCCACUUACGAGAGCGCCUCCAUACGUCGCUUUAAGGACGGCCGGGUGGACAACAUUCGCUCUGCCACACCAGAGGCCCUGGUCUUUGUUCGAGCAAUGACUGGCGGGAACGUGCGCGACUGCGAUGCAAUGAAGAUGGAGUUGUUACGGGCUGCUGUAACAGCACAGACAAAGAAUUCCAGCCUGGCUAUCAUGGGGAUGGCGAUAGACAAUCACCUACUAGGAUUACGGCAGAUGGCGCAAGAGCUAAAGAUCGAGAAUCCUGAGAUCUUUCGAGACGAGGCCUAUCGCGUCAGUCACGAGUUCAUUCUCUCCACAAGUCAGGUCCCCACCACCGUUGAGAUGUUCUGCUGCUACGGACCUGUGGUCCCAAACGGAUACGGGGUGUGCUAUAACCCUCAACCGGACCAUUUCGUAUUCUGCGUGUCAAGCUUUCGGGAGAGUCAACAAACGUGCUCAUCAGAAUUUGUCAAAAGUCUGGAGCAAGGGCUGUUAGACAUGAGGGAUUUGUGUCAGAAAUACAAGACCCGUGAGCCCAGACAGGGUCCUACCGAGAUGCCGGCUGACCUGAGUAAGAACCCGGAAGCACCGGUACUUGACCUUGCCAAGACACUGAGCCAGACUAAACUGCAGGCUGGAGGUAAAGCCUAAAAAAA